UUGGAUAAAAAUUCAGCACACAUUUUUUCAAGUUUAUUGGGUGAAGAAAGUUAUCUUCAUUUUGAGUCAAGAGUAAUGUUAGCUGGAGAACAAGGUACAGGGAAGACAACUAUUGCCAGACAUCUUGUCGGUAAACAACCAACUAGAUUCAGAAAGUCAACUGAUGGAAUAGAAUUAUACAAUGGCCUUUCCUACUUUGAUCGUGAAACGAAAGAAUGGCUUGGAGGACAACAAGAUUUUUCCCUGGAAGAAAUCACAGUUUGCAGAUCCCUUUUACGAGCAGACACAACAACUCAAAAACAAAAUGUUCCUUCAGCAGAUACUACACCAACCAGUCCAAAUAAAUCAGAUGUUACAGAGGAGGCAUCAAUAUCCGCCAACGAAGAAUGGCUGAAACAUAAAUCGAAUGAAUCAACAUCGGGCGAUGCAUCGUUACCCACUGAAUGCUCAAUGACAGAAGCUGUGAAAGCCAAAAAACUGUCCGAUCCUCAGUUUCAAACCGUACCUGGUUGUGCUAAUAGUUUGGCAAUUAGUAUGGAAAAGAAACUACCAGGUCAUGUUGCAGGACAGGAAUCAGAAAGAGUAGACAACGAUGACAUAUAUGAGUCAGAUGUUCAAGGCGUACUCCGUAGCUCAGAAAGGCAAUCAGUUGUAUUUGAUUUUGAUGGCGAAAGUUCAGACACAAGGACCGAUCUAGUAGUCCUAGAUUAUGCAACUGAAAACCAAACUUCGGAUGUUACAAAAUACAGAGAAAUACAUGAACUUUCGUUUGAUGAAUACAAACCAAUGGAAGAUUCUCUUGGAGCUUCUCUGAAGUCAGGUGUCACUGGUGAUUUGCAUAUUGAAACUGUUACUAAACCUGGAAUUAUAGCACAUCUGAAACGUGUGUUUGGCAUUACCAAACAAGUCAAAGAAGUUAAAGUGUCAAUCACAAAGGAAAGCUUCUUAGAGAAGUCUUCUAAAGUUGGAAAAAAGAAGCUACACAACAGAAAGAUAGCACCUAUAAUUAUCUGGGAUUUUGGUGGCCAGGAUGUUUUCUAUUCAACUCAUCAGACAUUUUUAACGUACAGAGCUAUAUACAUAAUUGUAUUGGAUGGAAGUAGAACACUUGAUGAUCCCUGUCGGUAUGAACAAUACCUCCCAGGAAAGAGUGGACAUAAAACCUCAAGAGAUUAUCUGUUAUUCUGGAUCAACACCAUUGUAACAUACUGUAAAGGAAGUAUUCAGGGAUUUCCCAAAAUUAUGGUGGUUUUAACGCACAAAGAUCAGAUAUCAGCAAAUGAUGUUGAAACUAAACGUCGUUACAUAUUUAAAGAAAUCUACAAGAUGUUCCACAAUACGCCAUUGAUGCAACACUUGGUGAUUGAUGAUGAAAUAUUUGUAAACGCUAGAGACAAAUAUGACCCAGAAAUGUCGAAGAUAAAGGCUGUUAUCAUGCGCGAAUCAGAGAGGCAACCAACAUGGGGAGAACCCCUCCCAAAAUGCUUUAUCCCUUUAGAGUUAGAAUUUGCAUCACUCAUCAAACGCAAUAUUCCACUGAUUACAAUGGAGCAUUUGCAGAAAAUCAACUCACUACAACCAAUACGAUCCUUGACAAAAUCUGAGUUAAAAGUAUUCCUGAAAUUUCAACAUGCCAUAGGCAAGGUGUUAUACUUUGAUGAACACAGAUUAAACCGUCAUAUUAUUUUGUCUCCAACCCAUUUAAUUGAUGCCUUUAAGUCUAUUGUUACUGAUAGAAGUUUCUGCCAAGGAGACAAAGAAAGAGAAGAGUUAUGGGAUGUAAUGGGCAAGAAAGGGGUGGUAUCAAAACAAGUUAUCCAACAAAUUUGGAAAAAAAAGAAAUAUCGGAAAUUUUACAAUGAUAAAGAUUAUUUACUGAAUGUCAUGACCCAUCUCGAUAUAUUGGUUGAACCAAAGAGAUACGACUUAGAUCGCAACCGUAUACCUGCUGACUUUUAUUAUAUCGCAAGUAUGGUACGAGCGAAAGAUGAAUCUGGGUACCUUAAGUCAGCGGGCAUUGCUAACAGGAGUAUUGCCAUAGCUUUUCAGUCUUCUGCAUUGAUGAUACCUCCUGCAUUAUCCUUUAGAUUUAUAAGUUACUGUCUAUAUGUAUGGGCAGUGAAAACAUACGGAGAGAAAAAGACCGACAUGUUGUUCCAUAGGUCAGGGGUGUUCACUCUAGAUCCUUCUUUGGAUAUGUCCAUUACUUGCGAAGAUGACAUGAUUAUUUCCCGUCUUGUUCAUGCUAGAACAAACACACUGAUAUCGAGGGAUAUGGCUUACAGCAUUAUUGCGUGUUUAACAUCUGCAUUAGAAAAAAUAAGUCAGUUAUAUAUCAGAACAAGCAGCGACUCCAGUCACAUCAGUGAUGCAGCCUUUAUUACAAGAAUAUGUUGUAACUCACCAGAUAAUCCAUGUAUCAUCGACGUCAGACAACUAGAAAACAUAAGCAACAUAUGGAUAUGUCCUUCACAUGGGAUUGAACAUAACAUAAAUAUAAUCACAUCAUGGUUCCAAAGAAAGGGAGACGACAAAUGUGAACCAGAUUGUCCAGUUACAACUGAAGAGUUUUUGAAAGAGAUUCCAUCAGAUCUACAUCUGCGUCGAUUAUCCCUGCUGUACAACAGAGAUGAGAUAAGACAACUGGCUACGCACCUGGGACUGACAUAUGCUGAAUGGGAAAAUGUUUGUGACCAAGAAAGUCAAAGUGACGAACCGGAGAAACUGAAAUUUGAAAUCCUCAGAAAAUGUCGGAACAAAUUUUCGUUGACAUUUAAAAGCAUAAAGGAUGCCACGGUGUAUGCAAACAUACAAAACCCUCAUACCAUCUGCAAGGUUGUAGCAGGAGCAAAUAUUGAUUUAGAUGACAAAUGGGAUAUAGUACCAACAGAAGAACACAUCGAUAGAUUGGCCCCAUUAAUUGGGAAUAGUUCUCUUCACUUCUUGAUCGAACUUGAUAUGAAGUUUGAGACGUGGGAACAGAUUUGUUACAUACAAGCAGACAGAGAUUUGGUAAGACUGAACAAGAAUAUUUUAGAAGAAUGGAAAAAUCAGUUUUGCCGGUCGCACAAUCUGAAACCAACAUUGCGUAAAAUUGGACAGGCAUUUAGUAACGUUGGUAAACAUGUCAAAAUGGUUGAAAACACAUUAUCAGAUUUGGUUUGAGUACCUUUCAUUUAAACAUCAAUUGCAUGUGACUGGAGAAUGCUACAAGAAUAAUAAAUAUUAAGAAUAGAAGGAACCUGCAACUGUUAUUGUAAGCUGAAAUCUUAACAUUUAAAUUUUAAAAUGCUUUUAUGUUUAACUUUUGCCAUCAUAAUCAAAGUAUUCAGUGCAUUUUCUUUUAAACGUUGUUUUGAAAUUGUUUCAUGACAUGUGUACUAUAUACAUGUGUAACAAUUGUCUUUUUCUCACAAUUCAAGCACUUUUUUGUUUUAACCCUUCGUUAUUGAACACCAUUUUUUUUUUAUUAUGUUAUUCUGCUUAUAUCUAUUUUCCCUAAAGACUAAUAAUCAUAUAGAUACCAUGUUUAUGUAAGAAACAACUGUCAGAUUUGUAUGUAUUGUUAUUUAUCUAAAAUAUGACUUACGGAAAACAAAAUCAUCUCUUCAACGUCACGUCAUUCAUCACCGUUGUUGUUGUCUAUUCAUUUGGUAUGUUUAAGGUUUUUGGUUUUGCCAUUUGAACAUUUGAUUAGGGACUUUCCGUUUAAAUAUUUCUAAAAGCUUGGUGUUUUUUUUUAUCUAACUUUCUACACUAAAAAUGAUUAUAAUAGUUCUUCAGCAUUCUUAUUAAAAUUUCGGUUGGGGCUGUUAACACCUUUUAAAACUUAUCCGAACUUUUACUUUAAUUCAAAGUCAAACAUAAUGAACCAGUAUUUUUGUUUUGUUUUGUUUCUACUAAAUAUCAAAUAUGUCUUGUUUUAUGUUUUUGAAUUUGUUUUUUUAAAUUUUGUUUGCAAUUACUUACAUUUUUUUUUAUUAUAUAUAAACAUGAUAAGAUGAGGUUAAUUAUGACUACAUAUGUCAUAAAGUGUUUGUGUAUUGACUAUUAUAAUGCACGUGCCUUUGUGAAUACUUUAUAUCAACAAGUGCGUUUUCAACUAUAUAAGUGCAUUUGAGAUGACUAUACAUUAAGAGGAUUCAGUGAUCAAACACAAAUGAAAUACAUUUCAGAUAUGUAUAACCUGUUUUGUUUGUCUAGAUUG
Molecule: messenger RNA, 4207 nt
Organism: Mytilus trossulus (common blue mussel)
Lineage: Eukaryota; Metazoa; Mollusca; Bivalvia; Mytilida; Mytilidae
Exons: 8
Coding region: 76-3165 (1029 amino acids)
Source: RefSeq, a predicted model, not a curated record